This is a messenger RNA of Trichosporon asahii var. asahii CBS 2479, 378 nucleotides long. RefSeq names its product ergosterol biosynthesis-related protein. Gene Ontology annotation, cellular component: membrane; endoplasmic reticulum. Gene Ontology annotation, molecular function: protein-macromolecule adaptor activity. NCBI's taxonomy places the organism in Eukaryota, Fungi, Basidiomycota, Tremellomycetes, Trichosporonales, Trichosporonaceae. The transcript is spliced from 3 exons. The record is from RefSeq and is a predicted model, not a curated record. The coding region runs from base 1 to 378 and encodes 125 amino acids.
AUGUCUCUUACUUCGUACCUCCCCCAGCCCCCUGCCGGAGGCGGCAUCCUGCCUUACUGGCUCCUGAUUACCAGCAUCGCGUCGAUCUACAAUGUCGCGCAGAACUAUGUCACGCUGAAGCAGAGCAAGGAGAUCUACUCGGGCAAGGAGGAGCAGAUGACCCCCUUGGCUGGCCGUCUCUUCGGCGCCUGGACCGCGAUGGCUGCCGCGAUCCGCCUGCUCGCCGCGUACGACAUUUCCAACAAGGGUCUUUACGACCUCGGCAUUGUCGCCUUCGGCGUCGCGACCUUCCACUUUGUCUCCGAGUGGCUCGUCUUCGGCACCGUCAAGCCUAACCGUGCCUCGAUUGGACCUCUCGUCAUUGGAUGUGAGUUUUGA